CCUUACUAGUAAAAUGCAUCUUCAAUGAGUUUCUGCAUCUCCUAUUCCGUACACGUACUUACUUUUUGAUUGAUAACUUUUUAUUGCUGUGAAGAGAAGACCAAGAGCUAAAUUCAUCCCCUCAUUUUUCACUCCUCUCUUGUUCAACUAGAAGAUUCAGUGUCUAAAGGUGAAGAUGAGGAGUGGAAGUGUUGCACCUGAGGCAGAGAAGCUAGAAUCAAGAAGGAACAAGAGAGUUGUUGAUGAGAAUGCUCCUUUGAUACCAAAGGCUCAGGAGAGUGAUUCUGCAGGGUUUGAUGAGUUUAAUGGGGCUUCAUUCUCCGGGGCUGUUUUCAACUUGUCCACCACAAUUAUUGGUGCUGGAAUCAUGGGGUUGCCGGCGUGUGUGAAGAAGUUGGGGAUGGUGCCUGGUCUUCUUGCUAUAAUCUUAACAGGUUUCUUGACAGAGAAGUCAAUCGAGUUCAUGAUUAGAAUUUCCCGGGCGGGGAAUCUUUCUUCUUAUGGGAGUCUCAUGGGGGAUGCUUUUGGGAAAUAUGGGAAAGCUUUGGUGCAGAUAUGUGUUGUUGUCAAUAACAUUGGUGUGUUGAUUAUUUACAUGAUUAUUAUUGGUGACGUGAUUUCAGGAACAUCUUCAAGUGGAACUCACCAUUCUGGUGUCCUUGAAGGAUGGUUUGGAGUUCACUGGUGGACUGGGCGAGCUUUUGUUCUUUUGUUUACGACACUUGCUGUCUUUGCACCUUUGGUCAGCUUUAAGAGAAUUGAUUCAUUGAAAUUCACAUCUGCAUUAUCAGUAGGACUAGCAGUUGUUUUUCUUGUCAUUGCUGUGGGAAUCUCAAUUUUCAAGAUUAUAAUUGGAGGCCUUGAGAUGCCCAGACUCUUCCCGAUCAUUACAGAUGUAGCAUCAGUUUUUGAACUGUUCACUGUUGUUCCUGUGCUUGUGACUGCCUAUAUCUGCCACUACAACGUUCACAGCAUAAAUAAUGAACUUGAGGACUCCUCACAGAUGCAUGGUGUUGUACGCACUUCCCUUGCACUAUGCGCUUCAGUGUACUUACUGACAAGCUUCUUUGGAUUCCUUCUAUUUGGUGAAGGAACUCUUGAUGAUGUGCUUGCCAAUUUUGACACUGAUCUUGGAAUUCCUUUUGGUUCUGUGCUCAAUGACGCUGUUCGAUUUAGCUAUGCUGCGCAUCUUGUGCUUGUAUUUCCAGUUGUCUUCUAUGCAGUGCGCGUCAACCUAGAUGGUCUCGUAUUUUCAUCAUAUAGGCCUUUGCGUCAAGAUAACUUCAGAUUUGCAUCAAUUACUAUUUCACUUAUUGGUGUUAUCUUCCUGGGAGCAAAUUUUAUACCCAGCAUUUGGGAUAUUUUCCAGUUUACUGGAGCAACAGCUGCUGUCUGUGUAGCAUUCAUAUUUCCAGCCGCUGUCACUCUUGGGGAUCGACACAACAUAACAACUAAAGCUGACAAGGUUCUAUCUGUCUUUAUGAUAGUCUUGGCAGUCUUGUCAAACGCUGUGGCUAUAUACAGUGAUGCUUAUGCCUUGAUCAAGAAGAACAAAACUUAUACAUGAAUGAUUUCUUGAAACUUUCUUUGUAGUUCAUAGUACAGGUUUAUUCAUACUUUCAGAUGGGUUGAUUGUAGAAUAAACAAGAAGCCUUCAUUGUAACAUAAAUAUUCAAAAGUAUGUGAAGGCAUGGAAGUUUGCUAUAGUGUGAUCUUUGCUGUUGUAAUUGUAGAGGUUAUUGUUGCUAUGCCUAUAUUUCCUAGAUAUAAGACCCAUAUUUGCUUGUAUAUGUGACGGUGCUUGCAUUGGCUAAACAUAUUCUACAUCGAUACUUAUAUAUAAGAUCCAUUUUUGUUCCUUUUUA
Molecule: messenger RNA, 1865 nt
Organism: Glycine soja
Lineage: Eukaryota; Viridiplantae; Streptophyta; Magnoliopsida; Fabales; Fabaceae
Product: amino acid transporter AVT6B-like
Exons: 6
Coding region: 176-1567 (463 amino acids)
Biological process (GO): amino acid transmembrane transport
Molecular function (GO): amino acid transmembrane transporter activity
Source: RefSeq, a predicted model, not a curated record